AUGUCCAAAAAGCAGAAGCAAUGCCAGGGAAGAGAUACAUACCACAGGAUGAAUUACCUGUAUCAAGCUUCAAAAUUAAUGGCUGGGAGAAAUGAUUUUCUCUCAAGUUACUUAGGGCAUCAAUGUCGGGCAAUUGGGAAGAAAAGUGUACUGAAAAUGGAACCAGCAGUGAAGAGGACAAUUUGCAAAAGGUGCUCAAUUUUCUUGAAACCCGAAGAAACAGCUGAUGUUGAAGUUGAAGACACUGGGAGGGGAGUUUGUGUGAUCUCUUGCCGGCGUUGUGGUUUCCAAAAACGCUACCACAAUGAUGGAAACUAUUCAAUGUGGCUUGAUAAUCCUGCCUCCGUUGCUGAAUCACUGAAUUUCGCCUCAGACAGUAGUGCCAGCUCAUCGAAAGGUCAACAACCGCCUACAGUUUCACGAGUCAAUGGGCAUGUCGCUCAAAAUGCCACAAGAGUACACGAAAAGAGCCCUAUUGUGCCUAAAACAGGCAAAGAGGUAGCCAAGGAGGGAUUCCCUGUUUUGAGUAGUUGUGAAAAAAUGCAAAUUGAUGAAGAGGAAGCUUCCUGA
Molecule: messenger RNA, 570 nt
Organism: Lutzomyia longipalpis
Lineage: Eukaryota; Metazoa; Arthropoda; Insecta; Diptera; Psychodidae
Gene: Rpp21
Product: ribonuclease P protein subunit p21
Exons: 2
Coding region: 1-570 (189 amino acids)
Biological process (GO): tRNA processing
Cellular component (GO): nucleolar ribonuclease P complex
Source: RefSeq, a predicted model, not a curated record